AUGAGGUCCGUCUUGUCCUUCUUCUUCAACUUAUUGCUGGUGUUACAUGGAUCUUCAGCAGUAAUCACAGGGGCCUGUGAGAGGGACUCUCAGUGCGGUGGAGGAAUGUGUUGUGCUGUCAGUUUGUGGAUCAGGAGCCUGCGGAUGUGCACCUCAAUGGGAGAAGAGGGUGACGAUUGUCACCCAAUGAGUCACAAGAUUCCAUUCCUUGGAAGAAGAUUACAUCAUACAUGCCCUUGUCUUCCCAACCUGGCAUGCAUCACUACUGAGGAGGGAAGAUCCAAAUGUCUCUCGCCUUACAAGUAUCAAGACUACUACCUCUGA
This is a messenger RNA of Lampris incognitus (smalleye Pacific opah), 324 nucleotides long. It is a transcript of the gene prok2, whose product is annotated as prokineticin 2. The transcript is spliced from 3 exons. Lineage: Eukaryota; Metazoa; Chordata; Actinopteri; Lampriformes; Lampridae. The record is from RefSeq and is a predicted model, not a curated record. The coding region runs from base 1 to 324 and encodes 107 amino acids.